Messenger RNA from Nothobranchius furzeri (turquoise killifish), 4053 nucleotides. RefSeq names its product protein SSUH2 homolog. The record is from RefSeq and is a predicted model, not a curated record. NCBI's taxonomy places the organism in Eukaryota, Metazoa, Chordata, Actinopteri, Cyprinodontiformes, Nothobranchiidae.
GUUGGACAGGACGUCUAGCGGCGUCCACGGGAGAUUAUAGUUUUCUCAAAACUGGAAAAAAUCCCUUGUUUUUGAGUGGCAACAAGAUGAACAGCGCAGGCUAUCAUGGGAAAUUACAUGUACAAGUUUAUCCUCCGGUUGAAGAGUUCUGAGAACAGACUUGUCCGGAUGCUGGUGGAUCCCAGUUUUAGUGCAGUGCGUUACCAGUCAUCUGUGUGGAGGCACUGCCAUGUAUCCCCCAGGACCCGCCCCCCCACCCAUGAUGCUCGGUAACAUGCCUGGUGGGGUCGGAGCAGGUGUGUAUCCUCCUCUCUCUGCCCCAACAGCGAACAUGUUUGGCAACAUGCCAGGUUACGAGGGAAUUGGAGCAGCAGGAGGUUUCCUGCCUCCUCCCAUGCCUGCAGAGCCUGUUGCUCCACCCCAACCUGGAGCUGCACCUGACAGCUGGGUCAUCCCUGCUCUGCAGGAGGAUGUCGCUCGAGCAGCGUUCAAGGACUUUGCAAACUCUAAGUGUUGCUAUGGUUCAGGUCCAGCUGAGGAGGGUGUCAUCACAAACAUGGAGCCGUUUAACACCUUCAGGUAUCGUUUGGAGACUUUCACAGAGUCCAGAUCAACUGAAAUGGCUCAAAAACCUCAUGAAGGGGAGACGGCUGACUUCUACACCCAGCCCGCCCCCCGACCCUGGGAGGUCGAGGUCCAGGCCCCUGCACUCUUCACUAACCACACCGAGGAGAAAAGAGUGCCUUACACCUCCUCCAUUAAGGAAUGCGACUCCUGUCACAGCAAAGGGACUAAGGCUUGUGAAAAGUGCACUGGAAGUGGACAUAAUUCGUGUCUGAAGUGUAACGGCUCAGGGAAGGAGGGGGAGCAAAACUGCAGUGCCUGCAAUGCAACUGGAAAAGACAGAUGCUCUACGUGUUCUGGCCGUGGGACGAUUCAGUGUAACACCUGUAAAGGAAAGAAACAGCUACUGACCUACGUCAAACUCAAAGUGGAGUGGAAAACUCAGACGGAUACUUUUUUUGCGGAGCAGAACUCUGGUCUAAAGGUUGAUGAUCUGAGUUCUGUGAGCGGCAAGGAGCUGUUCAAGUACAGCCAAUGCCUGGUGUACCCGCUGCAUGGGUUCCCUAAUGCAUCCAUCUUCGAGGCCUCUGACCGUCUGAUCAAAGAGCAUCAGACCAAGUUCGCUCAGACCUCCAGGAUCCUGCAGCAGAGGCAUGUGGUCGACCUGGUCCCCAUCACCAAGGUCAACUACAAGUGGAAAACCAACAUGCAUGUCUUCUACGUCUACGGGAAUGAAAACAAAGUCAGCGCUGAAGACUACCCUGCCACCUGCUGCUGUGUGAUCCUGUAGACAGACAGACAGACAGAGACACACACACACGCACACACACACACACACACACACACACAAUCUCAUUGUGUUUUAGUGUCCUACUUUAACCUUGUGUUCUCCAUCAAACGAUUUCAAAAGUAAGAUGACAUCAGCCGUCCAGACCACCCUUUGAGCUCAGAUAAAACCACGGCUGUUCUGUUAUUACGGUGUCACUUAAGGCACUAUCAUCAUUUGUCAUUAUUAGAAAUGUUAACCUCAAGUAUCUUUGCUUUUUGAAUACCGUAUUUCAUAUUUCAUGUUGUUUUUAUCAAGAGUUCAGAGCUUUUUAUUCUAAUAAACAGAUGCAACAGUAGAGCAAGCUGUUAAAUGGAUCUUACACAGAAGUUUGGCGAUUUUACUAAAACCUGUGUAUCUCUGUAGGACAAAGCCACUUCAGUUUUUUAUUAUUAUUGUUAAACCAUUAUUUUUUUUUCAUGUUUAACCACAUCUGGACAUGUCUAGAUUUAGUAAAUCUCAUGUGCAUGCUACAGAAAAGAGACAACCUCAUGUCGUUUGCCAUAUAUUUGUCGCUAAGUGUGCCUUUUACCUGACCUUCCCUGUGCAACACCUUAUACUCAGAAGUGUUCUUGAAUGCAGCUUUGAGUGUAAUUACGGGUAGUAUCUCACACUAAAGCAAUAGUGCUGAAGUGUGAAGCCAUUUUAUAGCAGAAUGUACCUUUAGCAGCCGUAUACUGUGACUAAACGCCCUGCCCACCUACUAACUUUUGAGAUGUUGUCUGUAGGAAUAAAAAGUAACAUCUGAACAUUAAUUGCAUCAUAAUCAGUCAGUUAGCAAGUGGAACGCAGGUUUCUUAUUGAAAAUGAUGUGAGGUGAUUAUUAAGAAAGAAAAAUGUGUUUAUUAGCAGAUUAGGAAAGAGAGAAACUCUUCAGUCAUUGUAGAACAUGUGUGUGUGUCUGCUCGCUCUCCUCCAUCCCCAGUGAGUCAUGGCAGAUGGCUGCUUAUACUGAGCCAGGAUCCUCUGGAGGUUUCUUCCUGUUAAAAGGGAGUUUUCUUCUCCACUGUCACUGCAUGCUUGCUUAGUUUGAGGAUUUAAGGCUCUGACACUAGUCAGUGACUCGAUGCAACCUGCUGGGUUCCUUAUAUAGGAAACUUUUUACUGACUGGCUUAAUGAACUGACCUAUAUUGGAAUGUUUACUGUGUGAAGGUCCUUGAGACGACUCUUGUCCUGAUUUGGCGCUAUAUAAAUAAACUUGAAUUGAACAGUUUUAAGUCGUAGAAGAAAACAAGAUGAAAGACAAACUUAUUUUCAUCGACUGUCAUUUGUUGUCAUGAACGGGAUUUACACCGCCCAUCCAAAAAAAAAGUCUACACCCAAAAAUAAGUCUCACACUACUGUUCCAUUGGACUGCCUUUAUCUUUGACCAUGACACGCAUUCGCCAUGGCAUUGUUUCGAUAAGCUUCUGCAACGUCACCAGAUUUAUCUCCAUCCAGUGUGGCAUUAAUGUCUCACCAAGAUCUUGCACUGAUGAUGGUAGAGUCUGACCGCUGCACAGAGCCUUCUCCAGCACAUCCCAGUGAUCCUCAGUGGGGUUAAGGUCUGGACUCUGAACCACUCUUUCACUAUCUGAGCCUGAUAAAUCCUGGUUUUGUCAUCUUGGAAUAUGGGAGAUGGAAUAACUUGGUCAUUCAGGAUAUUCAGGUGGUCAGCUGACUUCAUUCUUGGAGCACAUCCUGUUGCUGAACCUAGACCUGACCAACUGCAGCAAGCCCAGAUCAUAGCACUGCCCCCACAGGUUUGUACAGUAGGCACUAGGCAUGAUGGGUACAUCACUUCAUCUCAAUUCAAUUCAAUUCAAAAAUACUUUAUUAAUCCCAGAGGGAAAUUGAUUGCUGUAGUAGCUCAGAAUAAUAAUCAAGUCAUCAAAGAGUUGUUGUAUAUUACAAUGGCUGUUGGCAGGAAAGAUCUCCAGUAGCGGUCAGUGUUGCAGCAAAACUGAAGAAGCCUCUGACUGAAGACACUCUUCUGUUGUCGGACAGUCUUGUGAAGAGAAAGCUCAGGGUUGUCCAUAAUUUUCUUGAUUCUCUGGAGAAUCCUUCUUUGCAUCAUCUCCUCCAGCGGUUCAGAAACUGACGAAACUCUGGCUGAGUCCUUGAAAGGGCUUAAAGUUCCUCCAUCUUGUUGGCCAGUGAUCUCACAUUGCCCAUUAUGAUCGAUGGAAGAGAUGGUUUGAAUUUCCUCUUUCUCUGUCUCUGUUUUGCUGCCUCUCUUCUUACCCUGAUGCACCAUCACUCUGGAACAGGGUCCAUCUGGACUCAUCAGACCAGUUCUAAUAAAGCGUUGGACAGUUCAGAACCCAGUUUUAGUAGUUUCUGCAGAUGCAGAUGUUUUCUCUGCUUGAUGCCAAUGAUCUGACCCUUCUCACACAGACUAACAUCUUCUCCAUGACCACCAGAGGUGUCUUUCCACAUGGUUGUUUAGGAAAUGAGAAGCAGCUCGUUGCACCAGUUGGGUUAAAUAGCUUGUUGCAGCUAAAGGAUAAUCGCCCUGCAGUAAUUAUCCAAUAUAUAAUAUACCUGUUUGCUUAGUUAAAUGUAUGUGAGUGUUCAGUUCACUUGUUCAUCCUUUCUAUGUUUGACAACAUUCUCUAUCAGACUCGUGUGUUCGUGUUUUCUGUCAUACCAGCAUUAAAAAACAAGCAAAUGUGGCAUUUAA